Messenger RNA from Dipodomys ordii (Ord's kangaroo rat), 1946 nucleotides. It is a transcript of the gene Nrbp2, whose product is annotated as nuclear receptor binding protein 2. The transcript is spliced from 19 exons. Gene Ontology annotation, biological process: endoplasmic reticulum to Golgi vesicle-mediated transport; protein phosphorylation; intracellular signal transduction. Bases 1 to 1818 code for a protein of 605 amino acids. Gene Ontology annotation, cellular component: cytoplasm; endomembrane system. The record is from RefSeq and is a predicted model, not a curated record. Lineage: Eukaryota; Metazoa; Chordata; Mammalia; Rodentia; Heteromyidae. Gene Ontology annotation, molecular function: ATP binding; protein serine/threonine kinase activity.
AUGCGUGCCCCCGCCCCGUACCCUGGUUGUGGCACCGAGCAUGCCCGGACCCCACUCAUUGCUCAGACACUCGGGUGGCCCCGCAAAGACGACACCAAUCACGCGGGGCGCGGGACCCGGCUCCGUGGACGGGCUGGAUUUCAGCCUUCCACCCUGCGGAGCCCAUCCUCUCCUGGUGAGGAGAGGCCGGGGCCAGGGCGAGGGGACCCCGGGAGCGCGGGAGGGGGACCCCGGGAGCCGGCGCGCACGGCGAGUCCCCCUUCGGGGCCCACGGGACUCCCGCAGGAACGCGGCCGUUCCCCCCCCCCGUUUGGACGCUGGGGGUUCACUGCCAGCGAAUCGGGGGCUCCGCCGGGCCCACCCCAAGGCGAGGGCGGCGAGGAAGCGGGCGGGAAGAACCCUGCUCGGGGAGUCGGGCGGAGACGGUGCGCGGUGGACGGAGUGAACCAGGGGAACAUGCCCGGGAUCCAGAGCACCUUCCUGGCCAUGGACACGGAGGAGGGGGUGGAAGUGGUGUGGAAUGAGCUCCACUUCGGCAACAGGAAGGCCUUCGCGGCCCACGAGGAGAAGAUCCAGACCAUGUUCGAGCAGCUGGCGCUGGUGGACCACCCCAACAUCGUGAAACUGCACAAGUACUGGCUGGACUCCUCCACGGCUCGUGCCAGGCUCAUCUUCAUCACCGAGUAUGUGUCCUCGGGCAGCCUCAAGCAGUUCCUCAAAAAGACCAAGAAGAAUCACAAGGCCAUGAACACACGGGCCUGGAAACGCUGGUGCACGCAGAUCCUGUCGGCGCUCAGUUUUCUGCAUGCCUGCAGCCCCCCCAUUAUCCACGGAAACCUGACCAGUGACACCAUCUUCAUUCAGCACAACGGCCUCAUCAAGAUCGGCUCCGUGUGGUACAGGAUCUUCUCCAAUGUGCUCCCGGACGACCUCCGCAGCCCCAUCAGGGCCGAGCGUGAGGAGCAACGGAACCUGCACUUCUUCCCUCCGGAGUACGGUGAGGUCAACGAUGGGACGGCGGUGGACAUCUUCUCCUUUGGGAUGUGUGCCCUGGAGAUGGCUGUUCUGGAGAUCCAGGCCAACGGGGACACCCGAGUCACAGAGGAGGCCAUUGCUCGAGCCAGGCACUCUCUGAGUGACCCCAACAUGCGGGAGUUCAUCCUGUCCUGCCUGGCCCGAGAUCCUGCCCACCGACCCUCUGCUCACAACCUCCUCUUCCACCGUGUGCUCUUUGAGGUGCACUCGCUGAAGCUGCUGGCUGCCCACUGCUUCAUCCAGCACCAGUAUCUCAUGCCUGAAAAUGUGGUGGAAGAAAAGACCAAAGCAAUGGAUCUGCACGCAGUGCUGGCAGAGAUGCCUCAGCCCCGCGGGCCCCCGACACAGUGGCGGUACUCGGAGGUCUCGUUCCUGGAGCUGGACAAGUUCUUGGAGGAUGUCAGGAACGGGAUCUACCCGCUGAUGAAUUUCGCGGCUGCGAGGCCCCUGGGGCUGCCGCGUGUGUUAGCCCCACCGCCAGAGGAAGCCCAGAAGGCCAAGACCCCCACACCAGAGCCCUUCGACUCAGAGACCAGGAAGGUGGUCCAGAUGCAGUGUAACCUGGAGAGGAGCGAGGACAAGGCGCGCUGGCAUCUCACGCUGCUUUUGGUGCUGGAGGACAGGCUGCACAGGCAGUUGACCUACGACUUGCUCCCAACCGACAGCGCCCAGGACCUCGCGGCAGAGCUGGUGCACUACGGCUUCCUGCAUGAGGACGACAAGGCGAAGCUGGCUGCCUUCCUGGAGAGCACGUUCCUCAAGUACCGGGGGACCCAGGCUUGACCCACACAGCCCUGGAAGCCCAGCGUGGCACUGCGGCUCAGGGUGGCCCCACUUAGGAGAGGCUGGCGCCCCCCAGAGCUGCCAUCGGGGGGGCUCUCCCCUGAGUGAAUGAAUCCUGGGCCUGCUGG